Zasmidium cellare ATCC 36951 is the source of this 675-nucleotide messenger RNA. RefSeq lists its product as uncharacterized. Lineage: Eukaryota; Fungi; Ascomycota; Dothideomycetes; Mycosphaerellales; Mycosphaerellaceae. The record is from RefSeq and is a predicted model, not a curated record. The transcript has a single exon. Bases 1 to 675 code for a protein of 224 amino acids.
AUGGGCCUUCAAAGUUCGAAAACCCGAGUCGUGAUGAACCAGAUGACAGCGGGAUGGGGCAUGUGCACGCUACUCGAGCGACAAUGCGGAAAAACUCAACGUGUCGAUAUCGAGCCAGCAAGCAGUCAAAAGAUACUUCAAAAUGUGCCACAACACAUAUCAAAGAACCACGAUUAUUCAUCGAGAAUUCGACGAUAUAUUGGCCUUAGAAGUUUCCAAAACCGAGCUUUUGAAGGCGAAAAUAUGCGGGAGGGUCGACUGGAAGACAACCAUAGACGCCCAAAUACAGGUCACUCAAUUACAGGCUUGAGAUCAAAAGGAUGUGACAGCAGAGUAAGGAAUGGGUUCAAUGAAGAACUGGCCGUUGGGUCCGAGAGGAACAAGAACGACAUGUGUGAUUUGGGCGACAGUGCGGCUAUCUACAAUCUCAGGGCGACGGCACACAAAGACGAGAUCAAUCAGGAUCACAGAUGUUUGGUCAGGGUCGAGGUGCAGGGCAGCAUCCAAGCUGGUGGGAAGGUGAGCUUGCUCUUAGCGUCCACCGACAACGACAACGACGUGAACGACCGACUCCCGAAGCUAUUCUUCCCCACGAAAGUCCACGCAUCUUCGGCGCUUCGGUUAGGGGGGCACAUCGUCGACAUUCUGGUCACAGGCUUGGGCAACCCGACUUGA